AUGAUUUUGUUAUCUAUCAAGCAAGCAACAUUUGUAUUCAUCUUUAUUGCUGUACGAACGCAUAUUAUAGCGCAUGGCACGUACAGUGACGCUGCACUAAGUCAAAAAAGAUUUCGUAAUACAUCUUACAACUUGCGUAUAACCAAGAUGCAAUGCUUAGAUGCGCCCUACAAAGCUACAUACCUAAACCAUUGCUACAUGGAACAGUUUCCGAACGGCACCAGUGGUCUGAACAUUUCGAUCACUAUACCGAUGGUUCUCAACUAUCUGGGUAUCACCGUCAAGGUAUAUUACAAGUACAGCACAUACCGGCCCUUCAUGAUCAAUUGGAAUAUGGAUUACUGCCAGGGAGAAAGAAAUGGGAAGUAUAACCCUUCUACGGCCCUGGUGAUGAAAAUCAUUUCCGAAACUCUACCAGAUUUUAGCUAUCCCUGCCCACAUGGAAAUCGAACGUACGAAUGCUUGUGGAUGUUUGCUCCAAAAUACAUUCCCCAAACAUUGCCAUCCGGCGAUUAUCGAAUGGACGUAUUCUUUAAAAAUUGGCAGGAAAUAACCUUGGUCGCCGUGCAAAUGUUUUGUUCCGUACGCAAACAGGGCAUAAUCGGUUGA
Messenger RNA from Anopheles nili, 609 nucleotides. RefSeq lists its product as uncharacterized. The coding region runs from base 1 to 609 and encodes 202 amino acids. The record is from RefSeq and is a predicted model, not a curated record. The transcript is spliced from 2 exons. NCBI's taxonomy places the organism in Eukaryota, Metazoa, Arthropoda, Insecta, Diptera, Culicidae.